Molecule: messenger RNA, 1034 nt
Organism: Phalaenopsis equestris
Lineage: Eukaryota; Viridiplantae; Streptophyta; Magnoliopsida; Asparagales; Orchidaceae
Exons: 2
Coding region: 37-687 (216 amino acids)
Source: RefSeq, a predicted model, not a curated record
CCCAGUCCGGUCAUGGUACCCUAACCUUGCAAUAAAAUGAAGAUAGCUCAAUUUCUCUGCUUCUCGCCUGAUGUGGCCGAAGAACGGAUCACCACCGUCCAUGUCAUAGCGGAAGUGCCGCCCUGCCAUCGACAGCGGAGGUGGCGGCGUCGUCUAGCCGGAAUCAUCUUCCCAGCGCUCAUCAGUCCACAGGCGAACGUUUAUGCUGAUGUUUCUUCCACUCCGAGGAGACGAGGCGGUCAAUUCAGUGGUCAGAAACCAACCUUUGCAUCGGAGACCUCAUCGGUGCGGAAAUCGGAUUCCGAUGAUGGUCGGGGGUCGGAUGAGCUCAUCUUCUCAUCCUCUUCGAGCUCAUCACCCAAAACACUAUCGGCUUCCCCAUUUUUGCCGGUGCCGAAAUCAAAGGAGAUGGUGGAAGCAGCCGCGGAGAGGCGGUGCGCCCUAUUUUUCUUGGUGGUGAGCUUGAUGGUGAUGGUGUUCUGCGGACGGAUCUGCGCGAUCCUGUGGACGGCAUCGGUGCUCCGCUUUCUUCCUCGCCGGAAAACGGUGCCGGAGUCCCCAUAUUCGUCGAAGUUGACCCCGUCUCCGACGUCGGACCUUCGGCCAAGAGCAUGCUGUGAGUAUGACAGGAAGCGGGUUGUUCUGGAAGGAUUUCUACUAAGGAGAAAGGGUUUGAACAGCGGUUGACAGAAUGGAAACAAAGUUCGAAAAUUGAAAAUAAAAUAAUUCGUCCGUAUUUAUGUAUCUAUGCAUCCAUUGUGGUGUUUGUGGAAAAAUUAUUACAUUAAGAACGGACUCAAUUUACGUCAGGAGUUCAGUGAGAGUGUGUUACCUGGUAAGCGGGCCACAUUCUUUUUAAAAACUUACCCAACCAGUUUAUUACAAUGGGACUCACUUGUCAUUUGACACACUUCUACUGAACUCCGGAUACAAAUUUACGUCCGGUGUCCUGAUACAAUAAUCACUCGUUGUUUGUGGGGUGCUUUAUUUUUUGUUUGUAUUAUUAAAUUUCUUAUUCUUGUGUGUGAAAUGAA